UGCUGGCUGUCAUUUUUUUUUACUUGUCGCCCACUGACCUCGGGAUCCGGGGUGUUUAUCUUGCUAACCCGGUUCUCAUAAUGGACAGUUUGGAAAAACCGCAAGACCCCAAGGAUAAUGGCGUGAAGCGGCCGUCGUUGGAUGUCGAGAGUUUGCAGCGGAAGAAGUUCAAGACGGAGGAGCUUCCUUUGACUGCUGGACAACACGGUGCUAUUGAGAACCUCCUUCACAGUUUUAAGAAAAAGGGAGGAUUUGAUAGUAUUCGGAAGAAAAUUUGGUCCGAAUUUCAAGAUGGAGAAGGGAAAGUUGAAUUCACAAAACUAAUAGUUGACCUUGCCGAUUCCGAGAUUGAGCGCGAACCCCAGCUUCUCUCCCGUGAGCAGGGUAAGGCUGCGACCUUGAUUGAGGGCGCUGUGGACCGUAGCGAUGUCUACAAGACUGUGGAGAGAGCUUUGGAUGCGCUGGCCGCAAAUCAGCUCGCAUCUAUACUAGAGUCCAUCAGAGAGAUUCGCCGCCAAGAUGUUGGGGGGAAAGCGGCCGCCCAGGAGGAACAGGCGGGGAAUAAAACAGACGAGGAGUACGCCAUUUUUGUGAAGGCCAAACGAGAUGAACGUGAGAAGGUGUGGCAGGAGGAACAACGGAAACAGAAAGAACUCGACGAAGAAGACGCCCGUCGAAAAGCCGAAGAGGAUCGCAAAAAACGUGAGAUUCAGCGCCAGAAGGAUGAAGAAGAGAGGGCUAGAAGGAGGGAGCGUGAGGAGCAACGGCGCGCAGAGCAGCGGUUAUUGGAUGAACAAAGAGAAAAGGAGCGCCAGGAGCGAUACGAGCGGCGGAGACGAGAAGAGCGCGAAAGAUAUCGAGAUUGGGGUUAUCGUGACCGAGAUCGCAGUCGGUCUAGAGACAGAGACCUGGAAAGAGAUCGCGACAGGGAUAGGGAUCGAGACUAUCGCUACCGGGACCGCUCCCCAGGCUAUCGCUCUGAUCGUGGCUUGUCACCCCGUCAUCGUGAAUCAAGAAGAGAUAAAUCCCCCCCUUCAAAAGAACCUACACCGCCACCUGCUCCUGCCCCCGUGGACGAAAAGGCUUUGGAAGAGACUGCGCUACAACUCCUCUUAAAGGAAGGCGAGGAGCUGGCAGCCAAAGCCCGACAGAAGCCUGAGUUCGACUUCGAAGAAGCCGAGGCAAUAGAGAACGGACUCAAACCGCCGACUACUCGACCUAAGGGCGUUUCUGAGUCCAAGCACUCAAACACCCCCACCAAAUCCGGAAGCCCUUCCGGUGAGCCAGAUCGCAACCGGCGACACGGAUCAACGAUGACCGAUGACCGGAAUCGACGACGUGAUGACAGUCGCAGCCGUUCAAGGAGGCGCGGGUCUCGAUAUGACGAUAAUCGGAAUGGCCGUUCGCGCGAGGUAUCUGACCGGACGCGUGAUCGAGAUCCGGAUGACAGACUUGCAAUUCGGGACUUCCGGGAGGAUCGAUAUGGUGAUCGGAGUUAUCGACCAAGCCGUCGUAGCAGGAGCAGAUCUGCCACUCGGGCAUAUGAUAGGGAUAGAGACCGAGAUCGUGACCGAGAUCGUGACCGUGACCGUGACAGAGAUAGAGAUAGGGACAGGGACAGGGAUCGAAGGUCAGACCGUGAGAGAGAUCGUGCUCGAGAUGAACGUGAUAAAGACCACGAGUAUCGCCGGGACCGCAGCCGAGAUCGCGGUGACUACCGUCGACGAGGUAGCCACUACUCUCGAUCUCGUUCACGUCCUCGCUCACCCAACCGGGAUCGAGACCGUGAUAGGGAACGAGACAAGGCUCGCCCUAGAGAGCGGGAAAGGUCAAGGGACCGGGACCGAGACCGAGAGGGAGACAAGGAAAAGGAGAAGGAAAAAGAUAAAGAUAAUGGAAAGGAAAAAGAAAAGGAAAAGGAAAGAGAGAGAGAGAAGGAUAGGGAGCGGGACAGGGAGAGAGAUCGAGACAGACCCUCGGAGAAAGAACGGGAUAAGGAUCGAGAGAGAGAACGGGACAGAGAUAGAGAGAGGGAUAGAGAACGGGACCGUGUCCGAGAACGAAGAGUCUCUGCGUCACCCCGCCGAAGGUCUCGCUCUCGUCGUCGUUCCCGCUCCCGACGACGCUCUCCCAGUCUCCUCGAUAUCGACCGUUACGUGCCGCCAACCAGUCAUCGCAGCCGGUCUCCUCGCCGACGCGUGCGCUCCCCUGAACACCCUGAUGAACGGUCCCGGGCGUUUGUAGAGAUUGAUCGAUACAUACCUGGCGGUGAUCGAGAGCGGGAUAGAGAAAGAGAGCGAGACCCGAAGGCGCAGAGUUGGCGACCAGGCGAUGCGGAAGAGAAGCCAUUGCCUAGGGAGAAGGCAGUUCAGUCGUCGUGAUUUGGAUAAUGCAUGCCCGCUUCUCCCAUGUACCCCUACUACCACUAUUACUACUAUCAUAUACAUUACCCAGGUACCUACCCAGUUAAGACACAGCGUCGAAGUUAAUAUAAUCAAUGGUCAUGAAAUCAUCCCUCCA
Messenger RNA from Aspergillus ochraceoroseus IBT 24754, 2520 nucleotides. RefSeq names its product BOD1/SHG1 domain-containing protein. The record is from RefSeq and is a predicted model, not a curated record. Bases 81 to 2381 code for a protein of 766 amino acids. The transcript has 2 exons. Lineage: Eukaryota; Fungi; Ascomycota; Eurotiomycetes; Eurotiales; Aspergillaceae.